This is a messenger RNA of Suillus subalutaceus, 720 nucleotides long. RefSeq lists its product as uncharacterized. NCBI's taxonomy places the organism in Eukaryota, Fungi, Basidiomycota, Agaricomycetes, Boletales, Suillaceae. The coding region runs from base 1 to 720 and encodes 239 amino acids. The transcript has 2 exons. The record is from RefSeq and is a predicted model, not a curated record.
AUGCCCGCAGCGCGCCCAGUUUUCAAACAAUGUACCUGUGAGGAAUGCAUCGAAAAAGGUGGUCGCGAUGAGAAUGGCGAACCUAAAGGACUGCCUGUGGCAGAAUGUCUCAUUGCAGCUCAUAUUCAGCGCGUUCGAGCAGACCGCUCUGGGCGCAAUAACGCUGGCGCAGAUUUAGUAGCCUCUCGGCUCUCCGCCCUCGGGGACACAUUGUCUGUCUGCACGGUGACCGACAACCUUGGUCACUUGACGCUGAGCGAGGACAUUCCGGACAUUCCCACUCCUGUAGAGUUCCCGGUACAUCCAGAACUGCGCAUUCCCGCUCCACCAGUCAUUGUCGGAUGCUUCUAUUGCAAGUCAUCGCAAGAGCGAAUUGAUAUGACUGGACAUCGUCGGGUCCUCCAAAGGCACAACAGCCAGCAAACCGUGAAAGCCUUGAGGCUGCUUGAUAACAUCGAGUCCCGUGUGCAACGGUGCUUUUUCUUGUUGUCUGCCGGUAGUUUUGAUGCCAUUGGUCGCGAGCUUCCUUUGCUCCGUAAGGCUGCGGACAAUGUCAGUCAAAAGGCAGACAUGGUGAGAUCGCGGAAGGACACAAUCAUAUCGCAGAUAGACAGCUUAGGAGCCCAGUUUGAGAGUCGCAAGCCCUUCACUACCGACUCAUUGAACCCAGUCGAAUUUGAUGCCGGUAUGGUUACCGUCAUGACCAUGCACCUAUUUUGA